UGCAAAUGUCUGCAAUAUCUUUGUUUCUUCUCUGCUAGAUCCGGAUGUUUAUUGGACCUGGGUUUUUUCUCUUUUUCUUUAUUUUUUAAAUAAAUUUACUUCAUUUAUACAUAUACAUAUACAUACACAUAUACAUACAAUGCAUAUAUGCUUCUCUCUCUAUAGACUAUAGUUACAGUUCUUAAAUAAUUGGGGAAAAUGGAAUUGAUUACCAGUUAAUAGCUGGCAGUCAGGAUCUUAUACUUCUUGUUCUUGUUCUUGUUAUUUCACCUAGGACGAUUGUCGGCUCCCUAUUUAUAAUCAGAUCCGAUUUCUUGAUUCACAGUUGAAUUCUUAUCAUAGAUUGAGCAUUCAAAAACCCUAAUUCUCAAUCUCUGCUGUCUCAAACGUGCAUUUUGAGGGUUAAUUUGAUUUUUGAGUGAUGAUUCAAAAUUGAGAUUUGGGAACUGUUCUGAUUUGGAUUUGGAAACGAAGGUUUGUGGGUUCUGUAAAGAUGGGAUCAAGGGUAGAGAGGCAUCAACAUCAUGAUCUUGUACCAUUAGCUGCGUUGAUCAGUAGAGAGAUGAGAAGUGAGAAGAUGGAGAAACCAACUAUUCGAUACGGGCAUGCAGCUCAAUCGAGGAAAGGCGAAGAUUAUUUCAUGAUGAAAACAAAUUGCCAGAGUGUUUCUGGUCAUCAAUCUUCGAGUUUUUCGGUUUUUGCGAUUUUCGAUGGUCACAAUGGGAAUGCUGCAGCGGUGUAUUCGAGGGAUCAUCUGCUAAACCAUGUUUUGAGUGCAAUUCCUCGUGGUCUUGGACGGGACGAGUGGCUUCAGGUAUUACCUCGGGCAUUGGUUGCAGGUUUCGUCAAGACUGAUAAGGAGUUCCAGAGCAAAGGUCAAACUUCGGGAACAACGGCUACCUUUGUAAUUGUUGAUAGAUGGACAGUGACAGUUGCUUCGGUUGGAGAUUCACGUUGCAUUCUGGAUACACAAGGUGGUGCUGUGUCUGUUUUGACCGUUGAUCAUAGACUUGAAGAGAACCAAGAGGAAAGGGAGCGCGUAACGGCUAGUGGAGGGGAAGUAGGGCGGUUAAGUAUUUUUGGCGGUGCUGAGAUUGGUCCCCUUCGUUGUUGGCCAGGAGGGUUAUGUCUUUCUAGAUCAAUUGGGGACAUGGAUGUUGGAGAAUUUAUAGUUCCGAUACCAUAUGUAAAGCAAGUGAAGUUAUCAAAUGCUGGUGGAAGGCUUAUAAUCGCUUCUGAUGGCAUUUGGGAUGCUGUGUCCUCAGAGAUGGCUGCAAAAUCUUGUCGUGGUUUGCCUGCUGAACUUGCCGCUAGGCAAGUAGUGAAGGAAGCAUUGAGACCAAGGGGAUUGAGAGAUGAUACAACCUGCAUAGUUGUGGAUAUAAUUCCUCCAGACACUGYAAUGCCUCCACCAUCACCGCCACGUAAAAAGYAAAGCAAGCUCAGAKCUUUGUUUUUCAGAUCGAAAUCCAGCAGUUCCGCUAGUAAACUGUCAAAGAAACUAUCUGCUAUUGGUAUUGUUGAGGAACUCUUCGAAGAAGGUUCARCCAUGCUUGCUGAAAGAUUAGGGAAUGACGACAUGACCGGUGGUUCAACGACAUCCGGUCUUUUCAUGUGCGCCGUUUGUCAAGUUGACCUAGCGGCAAGUGAAGGCAUAUCGGUUCAUGCUGGUUCCAUCUUUUCAACAAGCUCAAAGCCAUGGCAAGGCCCUUUCCUUUGUGCUGAUUGUCGCAAUAAGAAAGAUGCCAUGGAAGGUAAACGACCUAGCGGAGUCAAAGUCACUUAACACCCAUGUUCGUUUUUCCAAUCUAACCGUUAGUCGAUCCCCAUUUUACUGAGCUAAAUAAWUCAUUUGAAUCCGAAGGUGGCGUGACACCAUAAUGUAUAUGUGGUAAUAUUGCGAACAAUGUAAUAAUGAGUUGUAGUGUAUGAUGAGAAUGUAGGAUUUAAGAGUGCUUAA
Messenger RNA from Cynara cardunculus var. scolymus (artichoke), 1960 nucleotides. RefSeq names its product probable protein phosphatase 2C 15. The record is from RefSeq and is a predicted model, not a curated record. Gene Ontology annotation, molecular function: protein serine/threonine phosphatase activity. The transcript is spliced from 9 exons. Bases 494 to 1786 code for a protein of 430 amino acids. Lineage: Eukaryota; Viridiplantae; Streptophyta; Magnoliopsida; Asterales; Asteraceae. Gene Ontology annotation, biological process: protein dephosphorylation.